This is a messenger RNA of Paraglomus brasilianum, 206 nucleotides long. Lineage: Eukaryota; Fungi; Glomeromycota; Glomeromycetes; Paraglomerales; Paraglomeraceae. The record is from the annotation of a GenBank genome assembly.
ACAUGCUUGGAGUUCUUCCGAUUGAGCCGUCAUCGGAGUAUACCCAAUCACAGGCCUAUCCACCAACGCAGAUUAUUCCACGUCUGACUCCGUCAGAAGCAAGCAUUCAGCAAGCAUCUCUACUACAAAGAAGCAUUGAUCAAUCGGGAAACGGGUUUUCACAUCAAUCUUCUCAGGUGGAAAUUAAUGAGCAACCGCAAUCUCAA